Molecule: messenger RNA, 741 nt
Organism: Magallana angulata
Lineage: Eukaryota; Metazoa; Mollusca; Bivalvia; Ostreida; Ostreidae
Product: activating signal cointegrator 1 complex subunit 2 homolog
Exons: 3
Coding region: 1-741 (246 amino acids)
Source: RefSeq, a predicted model, not a curated record
AUGGUUCCAUCAUAUACUGCCCCUCACAAAUAUACUGGUGAACUCCUUGGAGUAGAAUAUCUCUACAGCCAGACAGGGAAGGUGCUGCAAGAUAUUGACCAUGAUGAUGUGGAGGAAGAGGUAGAGAAGAAGCAGGAGGAGGAAGUAGAGGAAGAAGAGGACGACGAAGGAUUUGGGGAUGCUGAGGAUUUCAUUGAUUUCACGAUUCCACCUUUAGAAGUCCCUCCCCCAUCUUCUACGGAGCAGCACUCCUCACCCUCAGUGACAGUCCAGAGGCAGCCAAAGCCUAUCCAGCCAUCUUCUAUGGAGCAGCACUCCUCACCCUCAGUGACAGUCCAGAGGCAGCCAAAACCUAUCCAGCCAUCUUCUACGGAGCAGCACUCCUCACCCUCAGUGACCGUCCAGAGGCAGCCAAAACCUAUCCAGCCAUCUUCUACAGAGCAGCACUCCUCACCCUCAGUGACAGUCCAGAGGCAGCCAAAACCUAUCCAGCCAUCUUCUACAGAGCAGCACUCCUCACCCUCAGUGACAGUCCAGAGGCAGCCAAAACCUAUCCUGCACAUACCUACGGUAGAGGAAUAUCGACAAGCUGCUGUGUCAGGUCUACUGGAAAGUUCUGUCCCCAGCUCACCUCAUUCUAUUCAAAAGGAAGACCAGAGGGAGAUCACUGAAACUGACGACGUAGCUCAAGUAUUCCGAUUAGAAAGAGCAGACGCAUCAAUAGGUACAGUACAUUUUUAG